GCCCCGCGGUGCGGAGGCGUCAGGGCGGGAGCGGAGCCAUGAGCGGGCACGACCUGAUCGAGACCUUCCGGGCGCAGCUGAGGGACGAUCCCGAUGUGGCCUCGGCCGUGGCCGCCAUCCGCGUGCUGCUGGGCUUCCUGCGGCAGGACCGAGGGGAGACCAUCCAGGGCCUGCGGAGCAGCCUGCUGGCCGCCAUCGACACCCUGUCCGGGGUGGACUCCUCGGUGGCCGUGCGCUCCGGCGGGGAGCUCUUCCUGCGCUUCAUCAGCCUCACCUCCCUGGAGUACUCGGACUACUCCAAGUGCAAAGAAAUCAUGAUUGAGCGCGGGGAGAUCUUCCUCAGGAAAGUCUCUCUCUCGAGGAACAAAAUCGCCAAGCUGUGUCAUCCUUUCAUCAGAGAUGGUGCUCAAAUACUGACACAUGCCUACUCAAGGGUGGUCCUCAGAGUGUUGGAAGCAGCUGUUGAGUCAAAGAAGAGAUUCAGUGUUUACGUGACUGAGUCACAGCCAGAUCAAGCUGGGCAAAAAAUGGCAAAAGCCUUGAGGAAGCUGAACAUCCCUGUGACUGUGAUUCUGGAUGCUGCAGUUGGCUACAUUAUGGAGAAAGUGGACCUGGUGUUAGUUGGUGCUGAAGGUGUAGUUGAAAGUGGAGGCAUUAUUAACAAGAUUGGCACUAAUCAAAUUGCUGUGUGUGCCAAAGCUCAGAAUAAGCCAUUUUAUGUGGUAGCAGAAAGUUUCAAGUUUGUAAGACUUUUUCCUCUAAAUCAGCAGGACGUCCCAGACAAGUUUAAGUACAAAGCAGACACUCUGAAAACAAAUCAGAACCUGACAAAGGAGCAUCCCUGGAUUGACUACACAUCACCAUCACUAAUUACAUUGCUGUUCACAGACUUGGGUGUGUUAACUCCAUCAGCUGUCAGUGAUGAACUGAUUAAACUCUACCUGUAACACAGGACUUUGUGCAGGAGGCAUCAGAUUCUCCAGUGACUGUCACAGCUGUAAGAACUUGGGAGGUGAUACAAGUUACAUGGAUGUGGGAAGGAGGUGACAUUAUAAGGAUUCAUUUAAUGAUCAGCCUUCUUGAGUUUUUAAAGCAAAACUCCAUGUGGAUGGACCACUAUUAAAAAAAAUUCCAAAAUUCACCACAGCUUCUAAAAACCUAAAAUAAAUUAUUUUACAGAUGGGUGGAGUACUUGGAUACUGUAAAAUAAAAUACAGUGUAUUUAGACCCAUCCUGAGAUGCUGUUCCUUCCUGAUCUGUGGUGUGUACCUGAAAAAAACAAAGAUGAGUGAGUGCAUGAGGCUGCUACUGGAAACCUGCAGCUCCAGCCACACCACAUGAGUGAGUGGUUGGCUUUGAUCCUAACUGCAGGCUUGCUUGAGUCUCUUCAUGGACACCAGGUCUCUUCAUGAAGAAAUAAGUUCAAUUCUCUUCUCUGCACCAUUGCUUUGUUAUAAAAAUACAGUUUUAUUGAAAUAGGCAGUGUUUUAAUGUAAAAGUGUGGUCAAAAUUAACUGUCAACCUUCAGACUCUAAGUCAGCAACAGUUUCUGCUUUGAGUUUACUCUGGCUGCCUGUUAAUCUCUUCUCAAACUCUUCUUCACUAAUUUUUCCUUUUUUUAAUCUUUUCAAGAGUCUUGUGUCAUUCAGCAGCUCUUCCAUAUCUUCAUCUUCAAUAUCAGAGCCCUGUUGGCAGUUUGAAAAACAACACAUUAAACACAAUACCAAAGGUUUUUCAUCCUAUACAGAAGUUUACAGCUCAGAUUUUGCCAAGAGACUUCAAGCAGGAAAUAAUACUCAAUUUCUACCUAGGAAACCACCUUGAGAAACUUGAGAAUUGAAAAUAAAAACAAGGUGGGGAAAAAAAAAACACACUUUAAAAUCAGCAACUUUCCAACAUCAUGCUGGAGCUCUGAGGAAAAAAGCCUAUAGUGGCAGCAUUACUGGCUGCCAUCAGUGCUGAGGAAGUUGUUUUAGUGUUUAGCUUUAAAAAACUCUAUAACCUUGUCCUUUCAAGGUCCUAAAAAGUUAAUUUACAGUCAUCAAUUCCAUCCACCUGACAUCCCACAGCUCUGCCAUGUGGAAGUUUGUACCCAUCCUGCAGUAACCACAUGUGGUUUGGCCCAACAGGCAGUUUUUACCUCUUCACGCUUCCUUUUAGCUGUUACUUUCUUCUUCUUCUCCCUCUUGGCUUUCUGCUUUGACCAGGCUUUGUUCUUUGUGAAAUUCUUUUUCCCUCCAUUUUCCUGUCUCUCUUUUCUUUGCUGUUCUAAUUGCUUUUGUCUCUGUUUUUCUCUAUUUUUAUCCUUAAAUGAAAUGGAGUCUGUAUUAACAGUGACCGGAGUAAAGUCUGGAAAACAUUUUCCUCUUAGUUCAGGCAUCUUUGGCAUUUUUAACAAUGCAAAACCUUUGGCAAGGCUAGCAAAAUCCAGAUCUGUUGAGAUAAAGAUGAUAAUGUCAGUUUUCUGCUGGAUAAAAAUAGAAUUUCACUUAGCAAGUCACAGAAAAAAAGAUCUUAUUGUCUUGUUUGCAUUAUAUACUUAAUACUAGUAACAAUACUAAGUCACUUUUAUUUAU
Messenger RNA from Apus apus (common swift), 2576 nucleotides. RefSeq names its product eukaryotic translation initiation factor 2B subunit alpha (gene EIF2B1). Gene Ontology annotation, molecular function: guanyl-nucleotide exchange factor activity; translation initiation factor activity. The record is from RefSeq and is a predicted model, not a curated record. Bases 39 to 947 code for a protein of 302 amino acids. Gene Ontology annotation, cellular component: eukaryotic translation initiation factor 2B complex. Gene Ontology annotation, biological process: translational initiation. Lineage: Eukaryota; Metazoa; Chordata; Aves; Apodiformes; Apodidae. The transcript has 9 exons.